AUGGACGCCAUCGAUGUAAGCAAGCAACGACAUCGACGACGGGAGCGGGCUCUUCGGAUGAUCGCGGAGCGGGACAAGGAUACGGCCGCUGAUGCCGGCCGCCAUCAUCAUCCGGAUGACAGCGCUGAUGAAGACAGUGGCCCUGUAAGCCGAGAGAAACCGCCCCGCCCCCUUGUUCGUCGUAGGAAAAAGGAAAAAGAGCCUUCGCCCAUCCUCGAAGAGGAUAUUAUAGACGGCUUCGCAAUCCUUGCCUUCAAAACUUACGAAGAUAUAGAGUUUGCUAUAAAAAUUGCCAACAAGCGCAAUGAGAAGCGCCUUUCGUCGAUCGUCGAACUGACGACGAUUAUGGUCGAGGCGAAACCACCGAAAAUCAUCGAUAGAACCUCGUCGAAGCUGGCCGCGGAGAAGUCCCUGGGCAACAGUGAUGAUCCAAUGGCGGCCGCCACGACGGAGUGGUCACCGGUAGUAGUGGGCAACAGCAUCCACCAUCACCAUCACCACCUUCACCAUCACCAUCCCCUACACCACCACCGCCUACAUAACCAUCAUCUGCGCAACAUUGUUGCCGUUGCUGCCGGUAGAGUAGAGGCCGAAGCAGCAACGGCAGGAGAAGGAGGAGGAGGGAGUGUCUCGAAUCACCAAGAUGGGCCACUCAUCGUUGGCGUUGGCGGUCCGCCGCUCGCCUCGAACGGCACUAGUGGUGGUGGGGUCGGUGGUGUCAACAGUAACGCCACAUCCGACAGUAACCGAAACUGUGGUAAUAACGGCAGCAACAUUAGUAGUAACACCGGUAGCAGCAACACUAACGGCGACGGAGCCGAUAGCAGCGCCGCACCAGCGGUGAUGGCGGGCCAACAGCAGCAGCAGCAAGCGACGGCGCAUAAUCAUCUCAAUCACCAUCUCCACCAUCAUCACCUUCAUCAACCUCAGCAGCAGCAGCAGCAGCAGCAGCUACAGCAGCACCAUCAUCACCUGAAUCACCAUGUCGUGGGGAACGGUGUGAUAAUCGGGGCCGAUGGCAGCGGCGGCAACGACAGCAGCAAACAUGAAAACGGGUGCUUGUCGACCCCGGUUACCGGCGCCGCCACCGCCACCGAGCUCACGAACGGUGGCGGCAGUUUCGGUGCUGGUCCUGUAGGUAGCAGUAGUCAGCUCAGCAACGGCGGCAGCACUCUCAGCCCUUCCGUCGGUGACCAUCACGGCGUCAGUGGCAUAGUGGCCCUGAUGGAAAUCGUGGGCGGUGGUGGUGGCGUGUCGCCAAGUGUGCGGGGCGAUCCGAGCAGUGGUCAGCAGCAGCACCAGCAUAGUAGCGGUGGCAAUAGUACUACCCCCAAUGCCGCCACCGGCAUCAAUGGAAACGUUUCGUCGGGUAGUGUUACUUCAUCGAGCGGCAGCCACGGUGGGCUGGACAAUGGCACCGGUGGCCCCGGCGUCAGUGGCGUAGAAGUAGUGGGUGGUAGCAGCGGAGGCGGAAGCCACUAUCACGGCAAUAGUAACCAGCAUCACCACCCACUAUUUCAGCCGCAUCAGCAGCACCUGCAGCACCAACAGCAGCCACCACCGCAACCAUCGCUCCACCACCAACACCACAACCUUCACCAACACCAUCAUCCGCAACAGCAUCAACAUCAGCACAAUCACCAUUUGUCAAGUGUACAUAAUCUAUCUCUACCGUCGAACAUCGAUCCGGGUACGUCGGAUGACAGUGGACGGGCGUCGGAGCGACUGACAGCAUCGUCCGCGGCCCAGCGGGACCCGGACAGUUCACGUGAUCGCCUCAGUGAUGCGAGCAGUCGCUGCAGCUCCGGCAAAGGAUAUAUCUGUGAUAGCGAGGGAGACGACGAUAAGGUAUCAAACGGACCACUGAGCAGUACUGCUACACAUUUAACGUCGCUUGCCGUCGCGUCACCACAGAAGCAGCAGCCGCCGCCGCUGCAGCGGCACGGGUCGCCGACGGCCGCCCAACAACAACAGCAUCAGCAACAGCAACCUCCGCAGCCGCCACCAUCACCGCACACGGCGGCUGGCGGCGGCGGCACAAGCAAUAAACCCUUGCUGCCGACGGCCUCGGCGAAGAUACCAACCCACCACCACCCGCAUCAGCACCCGCAUCAUCAACAUCCUGCUGCUCCUCAUCACCACCACCACCACCAUCAGCAGCUGACGGGCAGCGGCUCGGGUGGCUCGAACGGGGGCAGUGCCGCGCCGCUGUCCUUCCUGCCACUGUCGUCGAUCCCGCCAACCGCCACUCCGGCGGUGGCUGGCCGCAGCACCCCGAGUGAUAUCACCAGCCUCGAUGGAUCCGCGGCCGGCGAUCGGUUACGCAGCAACAGCAGCCCCGCCGUACCGGGCGGCGCCGCGAUGCCGUCGGUGUCAUCGGCAGCGGCUGCGGCGGCGGCGGCCGCCACGCUCCUGAACGGUAGUCAUGCGGCGGCGGCGGCUGCGGCGGCCGCGGCAGCGGCAGCAGCCGCCGUCGGCCACCCGUCGCUGAUGAUGGCCAACGGGCUCGGCAGCCUGCCGCCUCACUACCACCACCGCGCCUACCCCAGCUACCCGCUCUACUCGCCGUACGCCAGCUUCCAGCAUAACCCCUACCUGCCGCCGUCGGUCGUCAGCUCGCCGAAUCUAUCGCCUCGCAUGCACCCGGCCCUGGCGCCCAUGCCUCCCCACCACCACACGCUGAUGGGGCUGAGCCUGAUGGACCCGACCCGGUUGCAGCCGCAACCGCAGCCGGCGGCGGCCGCUCCUACGGCGGCUCCAACGAACAACGGACCACCGCCGCCACCGCCUCCCCGUAGCGAGCGCGACCCCUCGUCAUCGUCGUCGUCUCCUCUCAUCACGGUGUCCGCUUCCGGGGCGACGGCGGCUAACGCAUCUCAGCCGAAGAUACGGCCCAUUACCCCGAGCUCCAGCUCGUCUUCGUCCUCGUCGUCAUCGUCGUCAUCCUCGUUGUCGUCCUCGUCAUCGGGCUCCGUCACGAUCGUGUCCAGCACGGCGGCGGCGGCGGCGCCACCGCCCUCCUCCACCAACACCGGAGGCGGGCGUUCGUCCGCCGAGCCGCCGCCGUCGGUACCCGGAUCGCAGCACCAGCCACCACCACCACCUCCCCCGCACCCGCACGCGCUCGGGCCCGGUGGCUCGCCGGGACCACUGCAUCAACACCACCAUCCCCAUCCCCACCACCAACACCACCUGGGCAGCAGUGGGAACCCUGCGCACCAUCAUGGUGGUAACGGCAGCAGUAGCAGUAUUAGUGGUGGCCAUCCGUCGCAGCAACACCAUCCCGCUUCCUCACACCUGACAUCGGCGAGUAGCAGCAGUAGCAGCAGCAGCAGCAGUAGCAGCAGCAGCAGCAGCUGCAGUAGCGGCGGCGGCGGCGGUGGUGGUGGUGUCAGCAUAGCCGUCUCCUCACGUCCACACUCGCCCCGCGGUCACAGUCCGAACCGGGAACGAGAUAGCUAUAGUAGUAACGUAAGUAGUUUAUCCCGCUCGACGCCGGGCUCCACGAUACCUGUUGCCGCCGCGUAUGGUUUGAGUGUGGGUGCGGCGGCCGCUCCCCCCUCUGCCCACGCCGGGCCAGGUCCUGGGGGAGGUCCGUCGCCCGCACCACUACCCGCGUUCGUCGCUGCCGCCGCCGCUGCUGCCGCCGCCGGUGGUCUGCCGCACUCGGUAGCGCUCGCCGUCUCGUCGGCCGCCAUGUCGGCCGUUUCUUCUAGUCUCACCUAUCCUAAGACAACACUGGCGAUGGGCGGCGGCGGCUUGUUGAUGUCGUCCUCAGUCGGCGGCGUCGUCAGCGGAGGGGUGCCCCCGGGUUGGCCCGGAUCGCACUUGCAGCACUCGCAGCAGCAGCAGCACCCGGCGCUACCACCGCAUCAUCCGCAGCACCACCACGUUCACUCUCCGGCGGGGGCGGCGGCGGCCAACAGUAGUGCGCCCGGCGGCAAUGCACCACGCCCGACAGCCCCGUCACCGUCGACGCUUCCGAACGUAUCUGCGGCGGCGGUGGUCGUGUCCGCGGCUUCGGCGGCCUUUUCCGCCUCGUCGCUCUUCGCCACGCCACCCGUGCCACCGCUCGCUUCUACGAGCUCUUCCUCAUCAUCUACGCCGGGGACGGGCGGGGGGCCACCGGCACUCGGUGGAGGAGCACAGCAACAGCAACCGCAACCACCACCCACAUCAUCGUCUUCGUCAUCGUCAUCAGUCACCGCCGCCCCCCACCCGUUCUCAGCCGAGUCGCUCUUCUCGCCCAAAGUUUCAGACCAAGCCGACAUGCUGCGGCGCGAACUGGACAACCGGUUUCUCGAUCGCAGCGGCCUGACGGCGGCGGCGGCCGCAGCCGCAGCCGUGGCAGCGGUUGGUGGUGGACCGGGCGGCCCCGGACCUGGGCCGCCCUACCUGCGCCAGGAGCUCCACCACCACCAGCACCAGCACACGCACCUCCACCAGCACCAGUCGAUGCUGCCGGCCGGGGCGGGCAGCGCCCCGGGCGCCCUCUUUCCGCCGCCCCUCUUCAAGGACGUGCCGAAGAUCGGGGCCGUCGACUCGCCGUUCUACCGCACCGGGCUCGGCGGGAUGCCCAACGCGUACGCCGGCUACCCGCCCGGCCUGCUGCACCCCGGGCUCAGCGGCCCGACCCAGUUCGUGCCGCCGAGCCACCUGCAGUCCUUCGUGCCGAAGGUACGUGCGGCUCCGGUCGAUCCGAGCAAGAAGAAAACGGGAAAGUGGAACGCGAUGCACGUGCGAAUUGCGUGGGAAAUCUACCACCACCAGGCGAAGCAGAACCCGGACAAGGUGGCCUCGAUAAAGACGGCGUCGGAGAUGCUGCGACCACCGUCGCACAUGUACCCGUCGUCCGCGGCGGCGGCAGCGGCGGCGGCAGCGGCGGCGGCGGCCGGGCUCGUGCGACCGCACGACCUGCCGUCGUCCACCUUUCCACCGGGAGGCCUCCCGGGGCGGCCUGGACCGUACGAGUCCGCCCCGCUGCCCCCGAGCUUCAUGGGCUCCCCGGCUAGUCAUAUAGGUGUAUCCCCGUUCGGCCGGUACGCGUCACCGUAUGGAGGCUCCCCGUUCAGCGGCCUGUCGCCCUUCUCGCGCGACCUUCCCAUGGGUUCGCAGAUACCAGGCUCCCUGCACGAUCCCUGGCGCAGUGCGAUGCCGCGUAGCGUGAGCGGCGGAUACCAACCGGGGCCGACCGCGGGUGGCGGCGGCGGUGGCGGUGGUUCGUGGCCACCGAUCAAGCAGGAUCCGGGGCUGGCGGCGGCGGCCGAAUCGGCGGCGCGCCGCGAAGCGGAAGAGCGCGAGCGGCAGCGGGAGCGAGAGGAGCGUGAGCGGCAGCGGCGUGAGCGUGAGGAGCGCGAGAAGCAGCGGGAGCGCGAGCGCGAGGAGAAACUGCGCAAGGAGCAACAGGAGCGCGAGCGGCAGCGUGAACAGGAGCGGGAGCGCGAACGCAAGGAGAAGGAGCGGCGCGAGAUGGAGCGGCGGGAGAUGGAGCGCGAACGGAUACUGCACCAGCAGCAGCGCGAAUCGAAGGCAGCGGCGGCGGCGGUCGCCGUAGCGGCGGCAGCGGCCGCUUCACUCAAACGGGACCGGUCGCCGCUGCGGAAUGGUACCGGCCCGCCCACCGACGGCGUCCACCAGCACCAGCUGGUGGACAUCCGGAUCAAGGAGGAGCCGCGCAAGGACGAAACGGAGCUGCUGAUGCGGAGCCACGCGGCGGCGGCAGCGGCCGCCGCAGCGGCCGCUGCCAGCGAGCCCCGCUAUCACCCGUCGAUGAUGCCGCACCACCCGUACAUGACCGGGCGGCUGCCGGCCGCGCACAUGCUGCCGGGCGGUCACCUUUCGCGCACGAUGCUACCCCCGUCGAUGGGGCUGCCGGGACACUUUCCGCCCCCACACGGCAGCUGGGGCCCGGACCCGUUCCGGGAUUACCGGUUCGAGUCGCUGCACCACCAGCUCCGCUACAAUCCCAUGUCGAACCCGAUCAUGGACGCGUAUCGGGCGGAGGAAGCGAAGGCGUCGCUACUGUACGCGGCGCAAACGGCCGUCCACUACCGGGGCAAGGAGCCUAGCCCGGUGCCGCCACCCCAUCAACCGCCGCUGCCUUCCCAUCACCACCGCCUGCCUUCGGUGGGCGGUGGUGGUGGUGGUGGGGGACCACCAGGGAGCGGCGGUGGUGGUGGCGGCUCUGGACCCAGCACACCACAGCCGCCCGGUGGACGACCCCCGUCGGCAGGCAGUGUCAACAGUGGUAGCGGCGGCGGCGGCGGUGGCGGUGGCAGCGUCAACCACAAAUCCUCUCCUGGGUCUGCUCCUGGUGGUGGCGGUGGUGCCUCAGGUGUUGGCGGACCGCCAACGAAUGGUGGUGGGAAUGCGGGUGGUGGUUCGUCGUCGGGUGCCGGAUCGGCGCCCCCGUCGGCCGCUUCCUCGUUGCCCGGGGUUUCGCUGGACAUGCACAAGAAGGACGACUCCUCUCAGUCCCGAUGAUAGUCGGCGGGCCUGCUGACCACCGCUACUAGUGGUGGUGGUGGUGACGAUGGCGGUGUUGGUGAUGGUGAUAACCGAUGUGACGGCUAUGGUACCGCCCACACCACCACCACCACCACCAAUAACGAUGGUCAGAACAGCAGAGCUCAGGUGAUAGCAGCAGCAAUGGGCGGCGCAGUAGGAGGAGAACCAAAGCAGCAGCAGCAACCACCAUUGAUCGUUAUCGUCGAUGACGACUGAACCCCUGGACCGCCACUGAGUGCCGCCACUUGCGUGAGAGAGCGACAGAAAGAGAGAAAGAGAGAGAGAGAGACUUGAAAGGGAAAACAUUAACAGCCAGAAAACGAAACAUUACCAGACCAGAAACCAGACAGAACCAGGAGGAGGUGGUGGUGAAAAGCCUUGCCUACGACGCCGAAGAGUCGUAACAAUAUUGUAGAUACUGUAGAAAAAGAGUAAGUGAUACCGCCGCAGAGAAAGGCGCUCUAGGUGGAAAAAAGAAAGAAUGAAAGAAAGAAAGAAAGAAAGAAAGAAAGAAAGAAAGAAGGAGAGAAAGAAGGAAAGAAAGAAAAAAAGAAAGAGAGAGAGAGAGAGUGUAUGUGUGACAUAAGCCGUUUGAAGUGGAAUAUAGGACUGCCGCAUGCGCCCCAUCGACAGGAUAGCGGCGCGCGCGCGCAGGACGAGCGCAAGCAAGCGGAACGUACGCCGGCUAGAGGAGGCUCAGCUCAGCUUCAGUUGAUUGUCUUUUGGUGCACGCGCUCUAGUGCAGCCAAAACAUCUCAUCGUUAUU
Messenger RNA from Anopheles cruzii, 7273 nucleotides. It is a transcript of the gene tay, whose product is annotated as trithorax group protein osa. The record is from RefSeq and is a predicted model, not a curated record. Bases 1 to 6483 code for a protein of 2160 amino acids. NCBI's taxonomy places the organism in Eukaryota, Metazoa, Arthropoda, Insecta, Diptera, Culicidae. The transcript has 16 exons.